AUGGAACCCCCGCUGGGAAGCUACUUGCGCUUCACAGUCAACCCUAGUCGAGUUAGGUUCUUAGUCAAAGAACCACAGAAUAAGAGCAAGAGGAACAAGGAGAACAAGGGGAACAAGAGGAACAAGAGGAACAAGGGGAACAAGAUUAACAAGAGAAACAAUAGUAACAAGAGGAACAAGAGUAACAAGAGGAACAAGAGGAACAAGAGGAACAAGGGGAACCAAGAGGAACAAGAGGAACAAGAGAAACAAGGGGAACAGAGGAACAAGAGGAACAAGAGGAACAAGAGGAACAAGGGGAACAAGAGGAACAAGGGGAACAGAGGAACAACAGGAACAAGAGGAACAACAGGAACAAGAGGAACAAGAGGAACAAGGGGAACAAGAGAUACAAGUCAAAAAAUACCAAAAACACUCAAAGAAUCAACAAAAUCAGCUUUAUCAACCACUACCACAGAAAAAGUAACAGCAACAAGAACAGUAGCUACGACUGGACUCCCUAGGGCAGUAAGUUGUGUUGUAAAUCCACCAGAACUAGAAGAUUCAACAGCUGUAACAAAUAUGUCUGGCUGGCAACAGAACAGUAGUUUAUCCUCUCAGUCGGAGAAAUCAAUCAAUCAAUCAACUGCCUCGACCUCAAGCUCUAAUCAGUCCACAGAUCAAUCCAAGGCUCAGCCUCCAGGAGGUCAGAGUCAUGUUAACUGGGAUAAACUAGUCGAUGAAGUGUUCCACGACGAAAUCAAAGAUUUCCAUGUUCAGCUCAACCACAAAGCGAGGACUUUGCAAAAACAUUAA
Eurytemora carolleeae is the source of this 795-nucleotide messenger RNA. RefSeq names its product GATA zinc finger domain-containing protein 5. Lineage: Eukaryota; Metazoa; Arthropoda; Copepoda; Calanoida; Temoridae. The transcript is spliced from 3 exons. The coding region runs from base 1 to 795 and encodes 264 amino acids. The record is from RefSeq and is a predicted model, not a curated record.